Messenger RNA from Heterostelium album PN500, 186 nucleotides. RefSeq lists its product as uncharacterized. The record is from RefSeq and is a predicted model, not a curated record. The transcript has 2 exons. NCBI's taxonomy places the organism in Eukaryota, Evosea, Eumycetozoa, Acytosteliales, Acytosteliaceae. Bases 1 to 186 code for a protein of 61 amino acids.
AUGCCACCAAUUAUCUCUUAUUCAUUAAAAAUGUCAUCGAAAAGAUAUAAAACAAAUAACGAUCAACAUGUUUUAGAAUUUUUAAAAGUAUUAAUAUCAAAAGAUUUCAUGGCCAUCUUUGUGGCAGUGUCUAUUAGGAACACUAUUCUACUCUUCAUUAUUACUACUGCUUGGUAUUAUUUUUAG